Molecule: messenger RNA, 1421 nt
Organism: Fusarium odoratissimum NRRL 54006
Lineage: Eukaryota; Fungi; Ascomycota; Sordariomycetes; Hypocreales; Nectriaceae
Product: oxidoreductase
Exons: 1
Coding region: 194-1264 (356 amino acids)
Molecular function (GO): nucleotide binding
Source: RefSeq, a predicted model, not a curated record
CGCGAUACCAAUUCCAUUAUUCCAAAGUCCUUAAUUAUCGUUUCCCCAUACCCCGCGUUUGUCACGUCAAUGGGUCUGGGGUAAACGUUUUGGCGACAACAAUGAGUCACAAAGAGCCGAUAUCAACGUAUAAAUUGCGCAGAAGAUCACAUCAGUUGCGGGCAUCGGAGAACAUAGUUCAUUUCAAUUCAAAAUGUCUUCUGAACCCAUCACAUUCGCCAUCAUUGGCGUCGGCCUAAUUGGCCCUCGUCACGCCCAGACUGUGAUAAAAAACAACCAAGCAAAGCUGGUAGCUGUUGUCGACCUCAUGCCAAAUGGCGAACAACUGGCUCAAGAGCUUGGGGCUGCCUACUUCAAGUCUGUGGCCGAUAUGUUGCAAUCGUCAAAUAAGCCUCAAGCAGCCAUUAUCUGCACCCCCAACCACACUCACGUCCCUCUGGCUCGCGAGUUAUCCUCAGCGGGUAUUCAUAUCCUCAUUGAAAAGCCUUUCUGUACAGAUAUUCAGAGUGGAAAGGAUUUGGUGGACCAUCUUAAUAAAUUAGAUGUCAAGGCUUUGGUCGCGCAUCAUCGACGAUUUAACCCCUAUAUGAUAACUGCAAAAGAAACUGUUGGUUCUGGUUCUCUUGGAAAAGUUAUUGCAGUGAAUGGAAUUUGGGCGACUUAUAAACCAAUGGAUUAUUUUGGUCCUCCUCGAGAAUGGCGAAGAGAGAAUACGGGCGGCGUUGUUCUCAUCAAUCUUGUCCAUGAGAUCGAUCUGUUGCACUAUCUCUUUGGCCCCAUUACACGGGUUCAUGCAGAGAAGACGAUAUCACAACGUGGCUUUGAGGCUGAAGAGGGUGCAGUUCUGACACUUCGUUUCAAGUCUGGUGCCGUCGGAAGCUUCCUGUUCUCAGACAAUGUUCCGUCACCACAUAACUUUGAGUCCGGCACGGGAGAGAACCCGUUGAUCCCUAAAACUGGGAAAGACUUUUACCGUAUCUUUGGCACCGACGCAUCAUUGAGUGUGCCAGAUAUGACUCUGUCUUCCUAUGCUGAAGGUCAAAAGUCAUGGCAUCAGGAGUUAGUUCAGAAGAACGUCCCUGUCCCCGAUGGCGUGCCUUUCGAGCUACAGUUAGAUCACUUCAUCAAGGUGAUUCGUGGUGAGGCGAGCCCGAGUUGCACACCAAGAGAUGGCCUAGCUGCACUUGUUGUCUGCCAGGCUGUGAAAGAGGCAUUAAAGGAGAACAAAACAGUGGACAUCGACGCUUUUGAUUUUGAACUCUAAUUGAGCGGUGUUUUGGACUCUUCAAGAUUUCUGAAAACUUAAAGAUGGAUUAUAGGGUAUAUUAUAAUAGUAAUAGUAUACAGAGGUUUCCUAGGUUAUACUUUGAAAUAUGAUAAUAGGUAAAAACUAUUUGAUUCUCUGGACAACCAUUCGUCCC